Molecule: messenger RNA, 826 nt
Organism: Paramuricea clavata
Lineage: Eukaryota; Metazoa; Cnidaria; Anthozoa; Malacalcyonacea; Plexauridae
Source: the annotation of a GenBank genome assembly
AUGAGUGAUGACGAAGUCGAAGUUCAAGUUAGUGUUAUUUCUUCAUUAUCAGAUUACGAAGAAUCUGAAAAUUCUGAAUCAGAAUCACCCCCAACUGAAGUCAGAGAAAGUUCUGAAUCCAGCUCUAAGCCAGAGAAUAAGAUGCCGAGUUGGUUCGACAAAUUAAAAGCUCCAAGGCCUUCGGAUUUGGCCAGAAAACGUAAGAUCCAUGCUAACCCUCCACCGGUAGGAAAGAAGCGAUCACAAACUACCAGUACCGGCAAACGCAACUAUGAUCCGAAAAAAGUGUCACCAUCUGAAAGUCCGCGAAUCCGCGAAUUUCCCAGGGAACAUUUGACUGUUUCUAGUGGCAAACUUUGCAAAGCUUGCCGAGAGUCGCUUGUUUUAAAAAAGAGCGUACUAGUAAGUCAUGUGAAGAGUACAAAGCACAAAUGUAGCAAACAAAAGCUUCUACAAAACCAAUCAAGCGAACGGGAUAUAAGCUGAUGCCCUUGCGAAAAACGAUGGACAAACUCAUCGUAAGGGUGAAACUUUGGACGAAGAAAGCAAGGUAUAUAGAGUUAAAGUGUUGAUGGCUUUUAUGAAAGCUGGAAUUCCGUUGGAAAAGUUGGAGUGUCAAGAACUGAGAGAUCUUUUGCAAGAGAAUGGUUACCGACUAACAGACGCCAGGCACAUGAGAGACUUAGACUUAGUUCCUUUUAUUCACCAACAAGAACAGCACAAUUUGAAAACAGAGUUGAAAGGGAGAGAAUUGUCAAUUACAUUUGAUGGUACUUCACAACUUGGUGAAGUUCUUGCAGUAGUUGUACGGUUUGUUUAUAACUGA